Messenger RNA from Camelina sativa (false flax), 828 nucleotides. The record is from RefSeq and is a predicted model, not a curated record. NCBI's taxonomy places the organism in Eukaryota, Viridiplantae, Streptophyta, Magnoliopsida, Brassicales, Brassicaceae.
AUGAAAGACAACCGUAGCCCUAGAUGGUACAUACUUUCAUCAGAACACAAGUUGAUACCAGCCCCUCCGUUUCCUUACGGCCAAUAUCCCAGUUUCUCAGCUGUUGUCUCAAUUGGUUGCCAUAUUUACAUAAUCGGCGGAACCGUCUCACAGGGAAAGAGAAGCAGGAGAGUGUAUCUUCUCGAUUGUAACUCCCACCAAUGGCGUCGACUCCCCAAAACGUGUGUAGGUCGAAAAGGAGCGCGCGCUGAUGUCGUUGACGGUAAGAUCUAUGUACGCGGAGGCUGCAGCAAGAAGUACCACUUCACCGAGGUACGGAGAGAAAUUUACGACCCAAUGAAUCAAACUUGGGAGCUAGGUUUCCGCUCGCUGAAACGAGUAGGGUUCAUGUCGUCUGAUUUAAGAUUGGUUCGAGCUAAAAUGGAUUGUGCCAGAAGUCUGUAUAACCGUGCCCUUGAGCUUGGCCGUUACAGUAAUUUUUGCGUGUUAGCGAUAGGGAAAAACGAAUGGUGCAAAACAAUGGUAGAUAAUGGCUAUGGGACACUACUUUUCUCUGAGUUAAACUCUUCGCCGUGGACUAGCGUUUCGGGACUCGAAGAAAUGUCCUCUCAUCGUCUGAUCUCGGUGGCAAACUCUAGCAGAGGAGGAGGGAGAGUAACAGUUUGGUGGAAGAAGAGGGUGGGCUUUUGCCUUAAAACCGAGAUUUGGUGUGCAGAGAGUUUGUGUGAGAGACGAACAGACGGAAUGGUUUGGGGAGUCGUAGAAUGGUCUCAGAGUGUGUUUACUUUCCAGGGACAUGAACCGGAUCCCUUGGCCACAAUGCUAUAG